This is a messenger RNA of Vombatus ursinus (common wombat), 427 nucleotides long. It is a transcript of the gene HAMP, whose product is annotated as hepcidin antimicrobial peptide. Gene Ontology annotation, biological process: intracellular iron ion homeostasis. The record is from RefSeq and is a predicted model, not a curated record. Gene Ontology annotation, cellular component: extracellular region. Lineage: Eukaryota; Metazoa; Chordata; Mammalia; Diprotodontia; Vombatidae. The transcript is spliced from 3 exons. The coding region runs from base 41 to 292 and encodes 83 amino acids.
GGAGGCCGGACAGAGCCCUGAGCUAAGCAGACAUACAGAUAUGGCACUGACCACUCAAAUCCAGACUGCCUUUCUCUUCCUCCUCCUCCUCUCUAACUUUGUCUGUCCUUCUGUUCUCCCAAGAAAGACUCAGGACCUUGAGCAGAUCCCCCUCCAGGAGGCAGCUCCAGCUCAUAAUGACUUGAUGCCCCUGCUUCAGAGGACAAAGAGAUUCGACAGCCACUUUCCCAUCUGCUCAUACUGCUGUAAUUGCUGUCGCAACGCAAAAUGCGGCUUUUGUUGCCGUGUGUGACCCGAGCCCCUCGAUGGUGUCAUCUCCCUCUUCCCAAGUUCCCUUUCCCACUUCAUUUUCUAAUUUAUUCCCUCCCCCUCUGUCCCUUCCUGUUGUGACUGUCUCAAAAUAAAAUGGUAUGUUUUCCCCAAAAAA